Molecule: messenger RNA, 943 nt
Organism: Triplophysa dalaica
Lineage: Eukaryota; Metazoa; Chordata; Actinopteri; Cypriniformes; Nemacheilidae
Gene: med20
Product: mediator complex subunit 20
Exons: 5
Coding region: 153-785 (210 amino acids)
Biological process (GO): regulation of transcription by RNA polymerase II
Cellular component (GO): mediator complex
Molecular function (GO): transcription coactivator activity
Source: RefSeq, a predicted model, not a curated record
CUCUCUAAACGCUCUCGCGAUACUUCGAUGUCACAAGUCGACCGGACUGCGGUCUGCGCAGCGCCGCAUUAAGUUAAUGUGUACGCCAUAAAAAGCUUCGACAUAUGUUUUAGCCUUCUAAACAGUGGUCACCGGAGGUGUGCGGCGGAGAAAUGGGUGUAACGUGUGUGUGUCAGGUGCCCGUGGCCGAGGGGAAGAGCGUGCAGCAAACAGUCGACAUGCUUCAUAAAAAACUGGAGCAGCUGGGAGCCGUCAAACAGGGAAACUUCUGGGUGGACUGUGAGACGUACCAUGCGACGGCCAACGCAACCGGUCAGCAGUCCAAGCAGCUGUACGUGAUGCACAACUCAGAGGCGCCGCUGAGCUGCAUGGCUCUGUAUGAGGGCGGCCCGCAUCUCACCGCCGACGCAAACUUUGACGUCUUGAUGGUGAAACUGAAGAGUCACUUCCAGAACGCCAAGAGUCAUAAGGUGGAGAGUCGAGGUGCGCGCUACCGUUACUGUGACUUCCUGGUGAAGGUCGGCACCAUCGCCAUGAGCUCCAGUGCCAAAGGGAUCUCAGUGGAGGUGGAGUACUGUGCCUGUGUGAUCCCGGCCGACUGCUUGAAUCUCAUCAAGGAGUUCAUGCAGAGUUUUCUAGGCUCGAAUGCUCCCGAGAUGCCCUUGAAUAAAGCGGAGGGUCAACUUUACACGCCGGUGGACUGUGUGGACCCUAUGAGCCAGUAUCUGGAGCUCUUCGGCAAAGUUCGCAAACAGCAGGUGAUGACGGGCAGCGGCGUCCGAUGAUACGGUUCAUCUGAACCACAGACUUUAUAAAAACAAACUGCACACGUGUGCUUAACUGUUGUCUUCUGUUUGUAAAUGAUACGUUAAACAUCUGAGGCACUGAAUGCUUAUUUUUUCGUACACUUUUAUUUUCAAAAUAAACUGCUUUGUAAUCAUUU